Molecule: messenger RNA, 4891 nt
Organism: Ctenopharyngodon idella (grass carp)
Lineage: Eukaryota; Metazoa; Chordata; Actinopteri; Cypriniformes; Xenocyprididae
Gene: znf384a
Product: zinc finger protein 384 a
Exons: 12
Coding region: 139-1956 (605 amino acids)
Biological process (GO): regulation of transcription by RNA polymerase II; central nervous system development
Cellular component (GO): nucleus
Molecular function (GO): RNA polymerase II cis-regulatory region sequence-specific DNA binding; DNA-binding transcription factor activity, RNA polymerase II-specific
Source: RefSeq, a predicted model, not a curated record
CAAGCACUUUGUCAUCCACCAGAUGCUUCUUUGUCCUUUGCCUACAGAUAAAUAAAGUCAAGAGGAUAAAAAUGCAUGAAACAAAUGUUUCAAAGAAAUUAAGAAAAUAAAUGUUAUGCAAGGCACUUGGGUGCCACAAUGAAUACGUCUUAUUCAAAAAUAAUGGAAGAUUCCCAUUUCAACUCAUCAUACUUUUGGUCUCCCGUACCAACAGUGCAAGGACAGAUUGAGAACGCCAUGUUUCUGAACAAGAUGAAAGAACAGCUGGGGCCGGACAAGGGCGCUUCUUUUCCGCACUCGUCCGCGGCGCACUACCCUACGGCAGUGCUGACGGUGCCAGGCUCGGUCGCCAUGGACACGGGAACCAUCGGGAGGGUGCCGAAGCAAGAGGGUGGUGGUGGAGGAGGAGGGGGCGGGACAGCAGGGGCGCAAAUGACUACCGUGGGAGCACACCUGCACCCACCUCACACGUCCCAGAACAUCACAGUGGUGCCCGUACCAUCUACUGGCAUCAUGACGGCAGCGGGGUUAGUGAUCACGACUCCUCAGGGCACACUGGUCACUCCUCCUGCAUCUUCUCAGUCUUUUGUUUCUGGUCCGCCAACAACGACCAUGAUAGUGUCCGCUCUGCACCCAACAAACACAGAGGCUGUCCGGCCCCCUUCCCUCUAUCUCCACAGCCACUACAAGAAAGAGGAUGGCAGUAUCCCACCUGCUGUAGUCAUGCCAGUUCCCGCAAAGCGGGGGAGAAAGAAGAAGUCCAUGAUGCAAAGGGCAGGUCCUGUUUCAGCCCACGCACUCGCCACAGGAAGUGAUGCGCUGAUUCUUGCGCACCUGGCCGCUGGGGGACAGCACAACACAAGUGACCCGUAUGACCUCUCCAACGAUGAGGAUGAUCAUCAAGGAAAAGAUGGAAACAAGUCCUACAGGUGCCGGAUGUGUGCGGUGACGUUCUUCAGCAAAUCAGACAUGCAGAUUCAUGCCAAGUCCCACACGGAGGCGAAGCCGCACAAGUGUCCUCACUGCUCUAAAUCCUUCGCCAACUCCAGCUAUCUGGCGCAGCACAUCCGCAUCCACAGUGGCGCCAAACCCUACACCUGCUCCUACUGCCAGAAAACCUUCAGACAGCUCAGCCACCUACAGCAGCAUACACGAAACCACACAGAGGGCAAACCGCACAAGUGUCCUCACUGCUCCAAAUCGUUUGCCAACUCCAGCUACCUGUCCCAGCACAUCCGCAUCCACAGCGGGGCCAAACCCUACACCUGCUCCUACUGCCAGAAAACCUUCAGGCAGCUCAGUCACUUACAGCAGCAUAACAGGAUUCACACUGGUGAUCGGCCGUACAAGUGUGUUCAUCCCGGCUGUGAGAAAGCUUUCACCCAACUAUCAAACCUCCAGUCUCAUCGAAGACAGCACAACAAGGACAAGCCAUACAAAUGUCACAAUUGUAACCGCGGUUACACAGAUGCGACCAGUUUGGAGGUUCACUUGUCUACACAUACGGUGAAACACGCCAAACUCUACUCCUGUGGCCUCUGCAACCGCGCAUACACAUCCGAGACGUACCUGAUGAAACACAUGCGAAAACACAACCCAGACCCUCUGACGGUAGCGGCCGCAGUGGCUGCCCAGCAAGCCCAACAGGGCCAGAACCCGGCUCAGCCCUCGGGCGGAGGAAGCGGCAGGGGUCGCGGGCGAGGCAGGGGCGCCGGGGCUGCUGCAGCCAGGGCAGGAACAGUGGUGCAAGCGCAGAACCAGCCCAAUCCCACCCCACCAACCAGUUACUCUGUUACAGAGGGAAUACCCUGCCCUUUCGACCUGCAUCAGUACAAGACCGUGUCGGCUGGAGAGAUCCAGUACAAGCCGGUCAGCGUGGCCGACCUGACGGCCCACAAAGACCUCUGCCUCACCGUCUCCACCUCUGCCAUCCAAGUGGAGCACAUGAACUCGUAGAAGAACUCGAGGAGAAUGAGAGCGUGGAGGUGGGGUGAGGAGAAAUGGACCAUGAGUUGGGAAGGAAAUAAAAACACUGCCUUGGGACAGAGGAGGAUUUCCAAAUACAGACUGUCAGGACGAAGGGAGGGGAGGAUGGCAGAUGGAGGAGAAAAGGAGAGAUGAAGGAGGAGCAAAUUAACUCUUUGAGUUGUCUUUCUUUAGACUUGCUUUGCAGUGUCACAAAAAAGGCCUUAAGCUGUAAUGAUGACUAUUUUCAGUUAGCAGUUAUUUUAAUGUAUACAAUACUCAACCCCUUUUGCCACUAUAAAGUGCAACAGUCGGCUUCUGGAAGUAAAAAUCCCAUUCAUUUGCGAACAAAUGAUACUGGCUGUUACUGCUAGUGGGUUUGGUGUCUCGUGUUUAAAAUCCAAUGACACUGGUAGUGACGAUUCUCUCUGACCAAUCAGUGAUCUGCAGUGUUUACACGUCACAUUUAAGGGGCUUUCACACUGGCAGUUUAGUUUGAAACGGGGCACGGUUCGGAUGAAAAGUCACUACUGUGAAAGCUGUCAUGCGAACCUGGGUGCGCACCGGGGUACAGAACCCAAGACUACCUGAAGGAGGUUACACUCGAACUGUGCCGCGGUUCGCGUGAAUAUAAAAGCAACACAGACUCAGGUGCGCACUUGUUCAGAAAGUAAAGUAACCUGCGCAUGCGUUUUCGCUGAUUAUAAUGUGUUUACUUCAAUAUAACACAUGUAAGAGAUGAUAGUGUUGAUGAUUUACCUUGGAUUAGAGAAGGAGUGAGCCUGCAGCGUAUUCGCGCUUUGCGAGUGCAAUCAAAGCGGCAAAUUAAUGGCAAUCAGCUGUCUCCUCAAAAUAGUCUGUUUGCAAGCAGGUGGUACUAAUUAAGAGAGCCGUACCAUUCCGUAUGGAGGCGUCCCAUGCAGUGGAAAAGCGCCAUAAGAGUUUCCAAUAAUUUGAGAGCCAAACAUUGACGUAACUGACUACAUAACCUGCCUAUAAACAAAAUAUGGUCUUACACCUAAUUUUGAGAACAUAUUUUAACAUCCAAGUAAUUUGAUUCAGCAUCUUUAUGCCACUGCCAGCUAGUGUUGUCAAAAGUACCAACUUCGGUACCAAGUCGGUGCGGAAUUUUUUAAAAAUGUGACGAUAACUGCAUUUCCCCCUAGCAUUUUGAAUUCUUAAACCCCUCUGAUUGGCCAUUGUGUUCACGUGCUCAACAGAUAUGUCUGUGAUUGGCUACAAUCAUCAGCGCUUCUCUUUUACGCUCUUCACCGAGCGCUUACACAGAUACACACGGGAGCGUUUGAAAGCAGGCAUCUAAUAUCCCUAAUAUAUCCGCUGAUAGACACCUGCUUUCAGACGCUCCCGUGUGUAUCUGUGUAAGCGCUCAGUGAAGAGCUGGCUUUGACAUAAUAGUCUAUAUAAAUAAAAUUGAUAGUACAUCAAAUCGCACAUAUGUUUUCAAAUGAUUCCAUUUCAAAGAAUAAAGCACUAUGUUAGUGGAAAAGGGAUAAUUGAGCAAUUUUUUUAUUUUAUGAUAAAAUUUGUCCAUGAUCUGAUUUUUUUCUCUACAUAGCACAUUUCUUCAUCACAACCUAGAUGAACACACAAAACAAAAAGUAAUUUUGCUUCAGGGAUUGUGCGAGUAUGAAUAAAAACACUAUGAUAUACAUCAUAAUAGAGAAGUCGUCUAUCGCAACUUCCGUUUCAUGACGACUUUAAGUAGCAGUUAAAAAAGACUACCACAUGCUUUUAUCAAGCUGUGAAAACCAGCGAUGUUACAAAUUCAUACCUGUAGCAUUUAAACAGGUCAAUAGUAAUAGUUCACCCAAACAUUAAAAGUAAUUUACUGUUCCAAAUGAUGUUCCAAAUCCGUAUGACUUUGUAAGCGCUUAUGAAGUGUUAAUGCCUUUUAUGACACUGCUUUGCAGGCCUGCUGAUUGACAUUUCAAGUAAAUGCGUAACUGGUUUGUCACUACCUGUUGGAAAGAGGUGGCUAAGACUGCACUAAAGGGGAGAAGGAUAAAACAAGCUAAUGGUUUAUGGGAGAUGGCACUUAAAUGAACUUUUUUUAUUCAUUAUUUCUGUUUUCGUCAUUACAUUUUAGCCAUUUAUCAUAUGUAUUUUUCUAUUGUCCUUGUGUAUGUAUGUUUGUAUGUGUUUGAGUGUGUGAAGGGUUGUUUGAAAGAGCAUGUAAGAGAACAUGUUAAGAAGGAGAUGAAUGUGUGAAAACAUCUAUAAAGUUGUCAUAUUUUCUUUCUUUUUCUUUUUUUUUUAAAAAAACCCUGAAGAGUUUAGUCAUUUUAUAUUUUCUUGACCUUCCUUACAAAGAGUUUUUGUUUUUUGUUUUUCAGAAAGGAAGGGAGGGGGAAAAAUAUUGUGCAGACAACGAUUUGGUUACCAGGUACUAUUUAGUAGUGUUUUUUUAAAACCUUUAAUACCAGUUAUUAUUAUAUUAACUGUUCUUUUUUAUGCAAUUAUUACUAUCAUCAUCAUCAUUAUCCAUUGAGAGUUACUCUGCGUGUGUGUAUAUAUAUAGAGAUGACGUGUUCAUUCAAAAAGGGAAGGAUUGUCUUUCUGGUCCAGCUGAAAUAUGAUUUUUAAAAAAUGUAUUAAAGGCAACAUUAGAGAUCAGAGUAUGGGAUGUUAACAUAUUGCUAAACCAUCCAAUCACUGACCUACAUGAUGCCAUCUGUGUCCAGUAAGCAGCCAGGUGAUUGGCUGAUCCUCCAUGUAUAAUCCUCGCUGUAUCCAUAUAUGUCUUUGGAAAAUAACACGGUUCUCGAUAUUAUUAUUAAUGUUACUUCUGUCACUCCUAAUACUUAUUAUUAACUACUCUUUAAGAUGACUUUGCUGUAUAGAUCAACACUCAUUCAUCUGACGUAACUGUUUCUCCUAAUAUGAACAAUAAAAAAAGAUAAACACA